UCUGCACAUGUGAUCACAUAUUCCAAUAACAAGCAGCAGAAUUAACAAUUGUUUAAUGAUGUUGAGUAUUAAAAUAAUUCAAAGGAACGUUAUUGAGUCGGUAUUUUAAUAAUCUUGGAGAUGUAAAUCUAGAUCUAGCUACACUUGAAUUAGCAAACUAGUUCAACAACUCUGACAAACUCUUUGCAAUAGUUCAACAUUCUUUCUCAAACAGGUGCUUGAACUUCUCUUCAAAUGAUGAAAAGACCCUCAGAAUUUGAAAAGAAAGAGAACUUGAAAGAUGCCUACAGUCAUCAUGGAAAAUGAAGGAGAAAGAAAAAACAACUUUGUGUUGUAUGAAGUGACUCUUGCUAAGUGGGAGGUUCGAGAGGAAUCCUUUCCCGUGCUUGAGAAAUUAGUACUGUGGAAAUGUCAUAUGCUUGAGGAGAUUCAGUCUAGUUUUGGUGAUAUUUGUUCGUUGAAAAUCAUCAAACUUGUAAAGAGCCCUCAACUUGAAGAUUCAGCUCUGGAGAUUAAACAAUAUGUUGAUGAUAUCACAGGAGAAGAUAGUCUUCAGAUCUUUGGCUGGAAUAAUAUCCUGUUAUCUAAGACAGGUUCUUCUCUAUUAUUUGCUGCUUAGAAACCAAAUUUACGCGUGUUGCUUACAAUGUGUUUGAUGAAUUCUCUAUUGAACUUUUUGUGAACUUCAAGUAGAAAUGUGUCGAUGUUUUUGAUCUCGUUUCAUCACAAUAAGCUUUCAGUAAUAUGGAAAAAAUAAAUUAGAAUGGCAAGCAUUUGUUGUGAUGUAUGCUCAAGUGAGCAGAUAAUUUUCACAAUUUUCAGAAGACUUAUG
This is a messenger RNA of Capsicum annuum, 832 nucleotides long. Its product is annotated as putative late blight resistance protein homolog R1B-13. Gene Ontology annotation, molecular function: alpha-tubulin binding. The record is from RefSeq and is a predicted model, not a curated record. The transcript is spliced from 3 exons. Bases 281 to 619 code for a protein of 112 amino acids. Gene Ontology annotation, biological process: protein folding. Lineage: Eukaryota; Viridiplantae; Streptophyta; Magnoliopsida; Solanales; Solanaceae.